GGAAGGAAGGGGAAGUUCAGCCAGACCGAGGGGGGUUUCGCGUCAGCCAGCCAGCCAGCCGCCCCCGUGUGUUGCAGUCAACUCUCAUAAAGCCUCAGCCACUCUGUCGGCUCUCCAGAGGCGAUGCUGGAGUUGACGUGCGCCAGCUGACGGCUCGGAGAGCGGCUUCUAUCAUGACGCGCACGGAUUUAAAGCAACGCCAAAGUUUUUAAUUUAAUUAUUUUUUUAUUAUUAUUUUAUUUUCGCGCGUACCCGCUGUUUACGGACAGCAGCGAUGGAGUACUGGAGGCAGUGCGCGAUGUGGCUGAUCGGCUGCAACGUGCUGCCGGUGAACCACCGGGUCACCGCGGACACGGCGCAAGUGUUCGACCUGGCGCAGACGCUGCGGGACGGGGUGCUGCUGUGCCAGCUGCUCAACAACCUGAGGCCUCACACCAUCAACCUGAAGGAGAUCAACCUGAGGCCGCAGAUGUCACAGUUCUUGUGCUUGAAGAACAUCCGGACCUUCUUGUCUUGCUGCUGUGAUGUGUUCGGGAUGAGAAAAAGUGACUUAUUUGAAGCCUUUGACCUUUUUGAUGUCAGGGAUUUUGGGAAGGUCAUGGACACUCUGUCAAAGCUCUCUUACACAGCAGUUGCUCAGCAAGGAGGAUUCAAGCCGUUUCCAAUGGAGGAGAGCCUAAAAGACGAGGACAUUUACAACAACCUGGAAGACUUGAUUGAUGAGAAUGUUCCUGAAGAUGAAGAUGACUUGUAUGCAGCGGUAUACGGGCUGGAAGAUGACUAUGCAGGCGGUGAGAUCUAUGAAGACCUCAUGAGGACUGAACGACAUCAUCCACCAGUGAAGCAGGUGGAGGUUGACGUCCGUAGCUGCUGCCUAUCAGAGAUUAAACAGACAGAAGAGCGAUACACAGAGACCCUGGAGUCCAUUGAGAAGUAUUUCCUGAAUCCCUUGAAGAAAUUCUUCUCUGCAGCUGAAAUCGACAAAGUUUUUGUUAAUAUUCCAGAUCUGGUUAAAGUACACAAGAGCCUAAUGGUUGAUCUGCAAGACUCCAUCCUGAACAAAAACGCCCUUAAUCUCUACCAAAUCUUUAUCAGCUAUAAGGAAAGACUUCUCAUUUAUGGGAUAUACUGCAGUCGGGUGGAGAUUGCCAUCGCGGUUUUAGACCUCAUCUGCAAAGAGAAAGAGGACGUUCGGCUGAAGCUAGAGGAGUGCUCCAAACGGGCCAACAAUGGGAAGUUUACACUGAGGGACCUGCUGGUUGUUCCCAUGCAAAGAGUUCUGAAGUACCAUCUCCUGCUGCAGGAACUUGUCAAACACACUCAUGACGCUGCUGAUAAGAGCAACCUGAAGAUCGCUCUUGAUGCCAUGAAGGACCUCGCUCAGUAUGUCAAUGAAGUGAAGAGAGAUAAUGAGACUCUGAGGGAGAUCGACCAGUACCAGAGAUCUAUCGAAAACCUGAACCAGCCGCUCAUCACUUUUGGCCGACCAAAAGGAGACGGGGAAGUGCGCUUGGUCUCCACUGUUGACAAGAGGAAACAGGACAGGCACAUAUUUCUGUUCGACGUUGCAGCCAUAGUUUGCAAGCGAAGAGGAGACAACUAUGAGAUGAAGGACAUACUGGAUCUUAACUACUUCAAAGUCACAAACAAUCCCACAUCCGACAGAGAAGGCAAAAAGUGGUGUUACGGCUUCUACGUGACGCACCAGCAGGGACACACAGGCUUCGAGCUCUUCUUCAAAACCAGAGAGCUGAAGAAGAAGUGGUUGGAUCAGUUUGAAAUGGCAAUCUCAAAUAUCCGACCAGAAACGGCCAACCAUAACUCCCACCAGUUCAAGAUGCACACAUUUGAAAGAAUCACUUCCUGUAGUUACUGUCACCUUUUGCUCAGGGGCAUCUUUAACCAGGGUUAUGUGUGUCAGAAAUGUGGCCUGGGGGCUCAUAAAGAGUGUCUCGGUCGACUGGGAGUCUGUGGGAGAACGGCAGAUCCUGUCAAGCUGAGGCCCAAGGAGAACACAGCACCACGAAACCCAGCUUUACCGAGGAUGAUUGUGAUCAGAGACUACAGCGGCGUCCCCAGUCCCAUGUGUGGGCCCCCACUAAGCAUUCAGGCGGGGGAUGUAAUUGAGUUGAUGUUUGCUGACCUGCACAGCUCCUGGUGGCAGGGCAAAAUUCCGUCGACAAGCAAGACUGGCUUCUUUCCAAGUGAUGCUGUGAGGCCUUGCCCAUGUGUUCCAAAACCUGUCGAUUACUCUUCCCAGCUUUGGUUUGCAGGGCUAAUGGAGAGAUACCAGGCUGAGUUGGAGCUCAUGGACAGAGGGAACAGCACCUAUCUGGUUCGACACCGGAGCAAAGAGUGCAACGAAUAUGCCAUCAGCAUAAAGUUCAACGAUAAAGUCAAGCACAUUAAGAUUCUGACCAGGGAUGGAAGCUUUUACAUUGCAGAGAGUCGCCUAUUCAAGACUGUGCUGGACUUGGUGGAGUACUAUAAGCAAAACUCGCUGAAAGAGGGUUUCAGCAGUCUUGACACCACUCUGCAGGUUCCCUACCGAGAACUGUCCAAUGGAAACAUGCCGAAGGCCAUUACCAAGGUUGGCAGUGUUCCUUCUGGCGGCUGCGGCUUUGUUCCUCCCUCCUCCUCGCCUUUCUGGUCAGUUUUUUCUCCUAGGGUAGUGGGCAUUGCAGUCGCACGUUAUGACUUCAGCUCCAGAGACACGCGGGAACUCUCUCUACAGCAGGGAGACAUUAUCAGGAUCUACACGAAGAUGUCCAACGGCUGGUGGAGGGGAGAGGUUGAUGGCAAGGUGGGCUGGUUUCCCUCAACUUAUGUGGACGAAGAAGACUAACUGCGCUCAGCCAUAAGUGAAAGAUGGCGACGUGCAAUGACUUCCACCCUCUGUACCUUUACUCAGAUCUCUCUGAUAAAACCGGGACAUGAGACGAAGAAGUGGUACUACCCUUUAAACCUUCUCCUGGUUGCUGACAGACUCUAACAUGAGGGGGAGGAGGUUGGCAAAACAGAGAUUCCAGAGGUGUCAUGCAGCAUUGUGGUUCUGUCUGCCCUCUCUGUUCCCUCUCACCUUCUCUUAUUAUUGAUCACCGGUUUGGCUCGGGUAUGCCUGCCUUUGCUGUCAUCAUGUUUCAACACCUGGAAAGCUCAGUCGUGGAGCCGUAGCGCAGAUCCUGCUGACAGAGCGCCGCCCAGGUACCGCUAUCAAGGAAAACUUUAGGCGCUGAGGAGCUUGGACCGUGGCAGGAACACUGAAGUCCUCUCAGCUUCUCUUUUCAUUUGCGAUUUUUUUUUUUAUUUCCCUCUUACAAACUGAAGAACUGAACAGAUAUUAACUUUGAUUCAUUCCUAUUCCCGACUCUUUGAGGACUGCUUUUUUAAAAGAAUAUGAAAAACUUUGAUGGAAAAACUUUGAUGGACUCAGCUUGACUUAGAGAGGAUGGAGGAAUGUUUGGAAAAAGCUCACAAAAUGGACAAAAAUCUUCCACAUAUGAGGCUAUGGGACCGAAUUUCAGUUCUGUUAACAUGUUUUUGUUCUUAAUUUAAGUCGUCACCAUAACUUGCCCUUAACGGUUCACACCCUAGCAGCUUGUUUUUAAUGAUGUGUAGCUUUACAUAAUGUUUAUUGAGUCAAUGACACAUUCACACACCAGUAAUUUCCAUUGACGCUAUUUUCAUGAACAGAGUUUCAAAUCUUCCCUAAGGACAGUUUGCACAUGCUGAAGGAUUAGUGGACACCCAACUCUUACAGUCUACUUCACCUCUCAUGUGAUAACAUGGUGUUUUUAAAAAAAAAA
Fundulus heteroclitus (mummichog) is the source of this 3806-nucleotide messenger RNA. RefSeq names its product guanine nucleotide exchange factor VAV3. The transcript is spliced from 28 exons. The coding region runs from base 275 to 2845 and encodes 856 amino acids. The record is from RefSeq and is a predicted model, not a curated record. Gene Ontology annotation, molecular function: protein binding; guanyl-nucleotide exchange factor activity. Gene Ontology annotation, biological process: regulation of GTPase activity; intracellular signal transduction; cell migration. NCBI's taxonomy places the organism in Eukaryota, Metazoa, Chordata, Actinopteri, Cyprinodontiformes, Fundulidae. Gene Ontology annotation, cellular component: cytoplasm; plasma membrane.